AUGUAUCACAUUUUGUUUGUGCAUUUGAGGUAUGAACUUGGCCGUCAACCUGCUAAUACUAAGCUCUCAAGCAACAAGACAGUGAGGAGAGUCCGUGUGAGAGGUGGCAAUGUGAAGUGGAGGGCGCUCAGAUUGGACACUGGAAAUUAUUCUUGGGGUAGCGAAGCUGUGACCCGAAAAACACGUAUUCUUGAUGUGGUUUACAAUGCCUCAAACAAUGAGCUUGUCAGGACACAAACUUUGGUGAAAAGUGCUAUUGUUCAGGUGGAUGCUGCUCCAUUCAAGCAAUGGUACCUUCAGCACUAUGGUGUUGAUAUUGGUAGGAAGAAGAAGGUAGCUGCUAAGAAGGAAACACCUGAGGAAGGGGAAGGAGUUGCUGUUGAGGAAGCCAAGAAGAGCAACCAUGUUCAGAGGAAACUUGAGAAGCGACAGCAAGGUCGUAAACUCGAUCCCCACAUUGAAGAGCAGUUUGGUGGUGGUAGGUUGCUUGCUUGCAUCUCUUCUAGACCAGGUCAAAGCGGGAGAGCAGAUGGGUACAUAUUGGAAGGAAAGGAAUUGGAGUUCUACAUGAAGAAGAUCCAGAGGAAGAAAGGCAAAGGUGCUGGUGCUGCUUAA
This is a messenger RNA of Thlaspi arvense, 615 nucleotides long. The record is from the annotation of a GenBank genome assembly. NCBI's taxonomy places the organism in Eukaryota, Viridiplantae, Streptophyta, Magnoliopsida, Brassicales, Brassicaceae.